AUGGCGUUGAAGCUAGAGACGGUCAAUAUUCCCCACCUGCCAGGUUCGCUGCCAGUCCAUGUUGCGCUGUAUCGCAAUGUCCAGAACUCGGCCUUUCUGCGGCAGCAGCUGCUAGCCGGCAAUGCAGAGUUUGAAUAUGCGUUGAUCGAUGCAAGCUUGGUGCUUUCCAGAGCGCACGCAUUAGCAGCCAUCUUUCGUGCAAUGAAUGACUACAUGAAUAAUCGACUCAGAUCCCACAAUGUGCACUCGGAGAUUGUGUUCUCCUUCAACCCGACCAACAAUAUUGCUGAGUCCUUCCGCAAGCUCGGCAUUGCCGACUCCACCAAGGACUUGUUGAUUGUUAAAGUCUCCGUGACCCCGGAGAUAACACAUGACUCCGUUGCCGCACAUCUAGAAAGUUCCGUCGAAGGAACAUCCGUACCUUUCGACGACCUGACAUUGUCUGAGAUCUCCGACAUCAGCAAGAUUAAAAAGCUUUACAAGCUCGGUGCCUUGCCUUCUCCAGCGGCCAAGCCAGAUGCUAGUCAACCUGACGACGCCAAAAGACGAUUGGAGCUUUCAAUGCUGGGAGCCAUUGCUCUCCGGGGAUCAUGA
Molecule: messenger RNA, 594 nt
Organism: Penicillium cataractarum
Lineage: Eukaryota; Fungi; Ascomycota; Eurotiomycetes; Eurotiales; Aspergillaceae
Product: EKC/KEOPS complex subunit CGI121/TPRKB
Exons: 3
Coding region: 1-594 (197 amino acids)
Biological process (GO): telomere maintenance via recombination; tRNA threonylcarbamoyladenosine modification
Cellular component (GO): EKC/KEOPS complex; nucleus; cytosol
Source: RefSeq, a predicted model, not a curated record